Durotheca rogersii is the source of this 1169-nucleotide messenger RNA. RefSeq lists its product as uncharacterized. The annotation marks the transcript as partial. Lineage: Eukaryota; Fungi; Ascomycota; Sordariomycetes; Xylariales; Xylariaceae. The record is from RefSeq and is a predicted model, not a curated record. The transcript has 2 exons.
GGCCUAGUCGUCGGCACCAGUUCAGCUGGUUAGCUAGCUAGCUCUAGCUAGCAAGCUGUAGCAGGUAAUAAUAAUGACAGUAAGAGGAAUCAUGCGAAGGUAUUGGUGUCGUGAUAAGCUAGCCAUGUGCGUGCAGAUGCAUCCCAGCACGUAUGAGCACCAGAGGCGUCUGGAUCGGUGUGCCGUGUAUGUUAUAUGCAGGCAUGCAGGUAUCACGGUAUAGUGGGCGAUGUGGGUGAGACACUGCAAACAGACUUGUCGUCCCUCUUCUCCCCCUCUAGCUUCUACCUCCUCUGUGAUAUAGGUAUGUGAAAGGGGGAGGCGGACCGGUCAAGGCCACGACCUUCUCUUACAACACUCGCUCACUCGCUCGCUCUUCUCGACACGGGAAAACGGAAAAGGAGGGAAGGGGAGGGACAGCGACGAAGCACGGGCGAAUGCUAAGUGGACCGGCAAAGACCAUGUAUGCUAAAGUGUAUCGCGAGGGGGUUCCCCCCAAGCCGCCAGGGAGCAAGACGGGCGAUUCUUGUCUGGGUCGGCGACUUACUUGGAUCUUCGUCAGCUGAUUGGCCGGCGUGCAGAGGGAGGACCGGGGCAGGCCAGGUAAGGUUGGGUCAGCAGGAUUGCCUCGAUCUCGAUUGGCAACGGAUAGCGCUCUUCUGGGUGCUGGUCGUCGCUCGAGUUCGUCUCGCCGUCUUCUCGUAUGUAUUUAUAGUCGAAAAGAGGAGAGAGAUGUGGUCUUCUCGAAACCAAAGAAAAAUCUUGACCUUGCCAGGAAAUCUUGACCUUGCCAGGGGACCGGAUUCGCCCGCGGGUGAUGUAAGUAGGUAAGUGUCGAUGGCAGGAUUUAUCCAGCCGUCACCCACAAAUUAAUGCGCAAAAUGCAACAAAGGGGGUUCUCGCAAUUGCUCCUUCUGUCUUGGAGCUAGGACUCGAGAGGGGUGGUGGAGGUCGAAGGUACGUAGGAGGUGUAAUGUUAUAUAACACCUAGGUGCAAAUCGGUGCGUAUGCUAGUAUAAGGGCAGCUCAGCGUUCGACUCAGGUCCGGCUCGACUGGGGAGCCUACUUAGGUAACUGGGCCGUUGUAGCGUUAUACCGGCAGUGCUGCCGUCGGGAGUCGUGAUGAUGAGACUGAAGAUAUAUGAGUACGCAUGGGACUGGAUAGGCGG